Wasmannia auropunctata (little fire ant) is the source of this 2461-nucleotide messenger RNA. RefSeq names its product testisin-like. Gene Ontology annotation, biological process: proteolysis. The record is from RefSeq and is a predicted model, not a curated record. Bases 197 to 1780 code for a protein of 527 amino acids. The transcript has 15 exons. Gene Ontology annotation, molecular function: serine-type endopeptidase activity. NCBI's taxonomy places the organism in Eukaryota, Metazoa, Arthropoda, Insecta, Hymenoptera, Formicidae.
GUGAAGAAAAUGUCAUUAGCGCUUAUUCGAGUGAAGUAAACGAUAUCGCGAUUAUCAACGAAACACUUCUUCCUGCGUUGACGACAUAAGUGACCGUCGUGCGGAAUCGCGCCAAGACACAUUUUCGCGUGUAUCAUACGCAUUUAUCACCAGAUUUUGAAUAAUCGACUGACAACGUUGCACAAGAUUAUUAACAAUGACGAUACAGUUAUUGUUCUUAAUUCCUUUGUUCGCUGUUGCUCAUGGCGACACAUUAACAAUUGAUGCAGCCAAACCAAUGAAAUUAUCUCCGAAGAUUGUGAAUGGAAGACUUGCCAGACCAGGUGAAAUCCCAUAUCAGGUUUCUCUUCAAAAUAUUAAGCAGGAGCAUCACUUCUGCGGUGGAGUUAUAAUUAACGAGCUAUACGUAUUAACCGCCGCUCACUGUCUAGAGGGUGCAGACAUUUCGGACAUUUCGGUAAAUGUGGGGACAAUAAACGUACAAAAACCGCAUUCAGUGCAUCUAAUCGAACGCGUUUAUCUACACGAAGAAUACAGACCUUCAGAUUCAUGGCGCAAUGAUAUCGCUUUAAUUGAGGUCAAAAGUCCAUUUGCAUUUACCAAUUUGGUGUCUGCCGUCGAUCUUCCGGAACCAAAUCAACCUGUCGAGCCAGGUUCGCCAGCAGUUGUAUCUGGAUACGGCUUAUUAUCGAAGCAUGGAAGGAGAACCACAGACUUGUACGUUGUAGACAUUUUAAUAGCCAAUCAGACCUAUUGUAAAACACAGUACGCGAAAAGUCAACACGUUUACGACACGCAAAUCUGCGCAUACGAUCCAGUCGAAAAUAAGGGUUCGUGCCAGGGUGAUUCUGGCGGCCCUCUCACUGUCAACGGACAACUCGUAGGACUCGUUUCGUGGGCGCAUGGUUGCGCCAGCACACGCUACCCUACCGUGUACACACGCGUUUCGUCGUACAUAAAUUGGAUAUAUGAACGCAUGAUCGAAAACUAUAAUCUAACGUCUAAGAUGUUAUCCUCAGUUUUAUUGAUUGUUCUUGGUGUGGCGUCUAUCUCCCAGUCUUCCGUACUGCAAAAGUUCGAUCCGCGUAUCAUAAACGGUGAGUAUGUAGAGCCGGGUGAAAUACCGUAUCAGGUCUCCCUGCAGCAGUUAAGAAGUAGUUUUCAUUUUUGUGGCGGAGCUAUCAUUAAUCCAAUUUUCGUUGUUACCGCUGCUCACUGCGUCGAAGACUUGCUUCCCAAGGACAUGCAACUCGUCGUCGGUACUGUGAACCUAAAUCGCCCAGGUGUGACACAUGCGAUUAAAGAGAUUAUUCGUCAUGAACAAUAUGAUCCUCGUAAUUCAUGGCUUAAUGACAUCGCAUUGAUUAGGGUAUUUACUCCUUUUAGUCCGUCGAAUACCGUCGGAUUCGUAACGCUGCCCGAGCAAAAUGAGAUUGUUCAGGAAGGGGCGAUGGCCAGAGUCUCCGGAUUUGGAAGAUUAUCGGAGGACGGACCCGGAUCUAAUUUCUUGAAAAAGGCUACCAUUUACAUAGCGAAACAGGAUUAUUGUAAGGAAAUGUAUGGCCAGAUUCUAUACAAUAUUUACGAUACUCAUAUUUGUGCCAACGAUCCGGACGUCAGACGAGGGUCUUGCAAUGGUGACUCGGGCGGGCCCUUGAUCGUUAAUGGAAAACUUGUCGGACUCGUAUCAUGGGCGAAAGCUUGUUCCCUUACGGACUAUCCGACCGUGUACACUCGCGUACCCUCGUAUAUCGACUGGAUCAAGGAGAACGCCGUAUAAAUUCAAUUGGUAUUCAUUAUUCGUAACGGACUGACGAUCGCCAAUUCACGCAAGCGUACCGAGUGUAUUAGGUUACAUUCAUGUUUUUCUUUCUAUUUUAUUCCAUCACAAUGAAUGCGCCGCCGACGCUAAUUUUCUUGUCUUGCGCGAACAAAACGUGCUAGAGUAAGUUAUAUCUUAUUAAACUGAUUGUGAACUAAUAUGAUAAAGCUAUAGAUGCGCACGGAGAUCAGUUUCGUGUCAGAAGUCAGUAAUAAUUUAAGCAACAAAUUUGUAAUACAAGCACAUUUGCAUUGUUAAUUCGUGUUACAAAUAUGCUUGCUUUACAAUUUUCACUAAUCGUUAGAUCUUCUAGUUCCAAAAAAUCUACUAUAGACAUUUUCCUACCAGUUUAUUAGCAUAUAUAUAUUUUUUUUUAUACAUCUAUAAUUUAUAAAUUUAAAAAAUACUUGUAAAUAUCUAAUGUAAGAUGUAUCAAAAUUGGCGAGAAAUGAUUCCUAGAGAGUACAAAAAAUUCUAUCUGAUGUUAAAUUUAAAUUAGAAAUUAUACAAAAAAAUUUAUACAUAAAUGUCCGUAAAUUGCGUAAGUAAAAAAGAAUAUAAUAUAUACAGUAAUGAAAAUAUUUAAAAUGAUCUUUUUUAAAUAAACGCAUCUCUAACAGAAAUGGUCAUCUAAGAUAA